Synchiropus splendidus (mandarinfish) is the source of this 1975-nucleotide messenger RNA. RefSeq lists its product as uncharacterized. Gene Ontology annotation, molecular function: arsenite methyltransferase activity. The transcript is spliced from 10 exons. Gene Ontology annotation, cellular component: cytosol. The coding region runs from base 83 to 1171 and encodes 362 amino acids. The record is from RefSeq and is a predicted model, not a curated record. NCBI's taxonomy places the organism in Eukaryota, Metazoa, Chordata, Actinopteri, Syngnathiformes, Callionymidae. Gene Ontology annotation, biological process: toxin metabolic process; arsonoacetate metabolic process.
AGGUCCAGCCUGGCCGGACCGUGUUCUGACUUGGGCGAGUUUGGGCGUUUGUUUCUUCUUUCGCUUCUUUCGCGCAGGUGAAAUGGAGGCUGGUGACGACGUCCGCGAGAAUGUCAAGAAGUACUACGGCAGCCGCCUCGAAACGUCCGCGGAUCUGCAGACCAGCGCAGCGUCCUGCACUGUAUCCUGCAAACCUGUCCCGAAAAGUGUGACCGAGGCUCUGAGUCUCGUCCACCCGGAGGUCACGAGACGUUUUUUCGGUUGCGGUCUGCCGUUUCCUUCCAAGCUUCUGGGAUGCAAGGUCCUGGAUCUGGGCAGCGGCUCUGGGAGAGACUGCUAUGCGUUCAGCAAACUUGUGGGCCAAAACGGACACGUGACUGGGCUCGAUAUGACGGAGCAGUUGAUUGCAGCCUCACGUCAGUACAUCCAGUACCACCAGCAGAAGUUCGGCUACAAGGAGCCCAACGUCACUUUCGUGCAGGGAUAUAUGGAGAAGCUGGGAGACGCUGGAAUACAGAGCAGCUCUGUUGACAUCAUUUUAUCCAACUGUGUCGUCUGUUUGUGUCCGGAUAAACAAGCCGUGCUGCAGGAGGCCUACAAUGUCCUCAAGGAAGGUGGGGAGCUGUACUACAGUGACAUGUACGCCAGCAAAGUGGUGCCGGAUCACAUGAAGCAUGACGCGGUCCUCUGGGGUGAAGGCAUGGGUGGCGCCCUCUUCUGGAAGGACCUGAUCUCCCUGGCGCACCGUGUUGGCUUCAGCACACCACUGCUUGUCUCGGGGACACAGAUUGUGGUGCACAACGCGGAGCUCAAAGCAAAAGCAGGUGAUGUCAGUUACGCAUCAGGAACCUACAGGCUGUUUAAGCUGCCCAAGGGCUCCGUCACCUGCGCUGCAUCCGUGGUCUACAGAGGGACCGUCCCCGACUGCCCGGAUCAGCUGGACUUUGACUCCUCACACUGUUUCAAGAAGGAUGUUGCCAUGGUGGUGGAUGCAGAGAUGGCUGCCAUCCUUCGGACCUCGCGCUUCUCCACUGAUUUUGAUUUUCAGCUUUUGGAUGAACCCCAAACCAGCUGCCGCCAGUCAGAGCCGCAGUACUGUCACCUGAACCCGUUCCUGCUAGCAAACAAGCUGGGCUCCUCGGUGAAACAGUGCUCAAAAGCAAGCCAGUGAAGAAAGAAAACUGAAGAGCAACAAGACUGUUGUUGAUUUAGAUGAUACACUGUUGUAAUGUUAGCAUGAAUAAUUGUUCACUUACUGCUAAUGGAAAGGUAUUUGAACCAAUCUAUUCAAACUGACACAAAUGUUUUCUAAAUAGUUUAAAUAAAAACAACUUCCUCUAAAAUUCAACAUUUUAAAUGUGUACCUGCCUUUACAUGGAGAUGCUUUUGACUUUUGUUGGAAUAACAGCAACAGGUAAAAAUAAGCAAAACAAAAAACACGACCAAAGUUGAAGCAGUUCUGACUUUAUUGCAUGAUGUGUAGCUCAGUGUUUGGCAGUGAUAGACAUGUGAGCCACAGGGUUUGUCCACUGUUACCUCAGUUGGCUGCCCAACAAACCUGAGUUAGGAAUUAAAGCUAUAAAAUAUGGCACGAGUCGAGGGAAAGGCAUCUUCUGCUGCGUGGCUGCUGGAUGCAGUGUGCCGUCACUUCUGCAGCCAGCUCAGGUCUUUAGCUCUGAACAGACAAAGGCAUGGUUGAAAUGUCACAUCUGCCGAGAGAGAAUUUUGCCCUGACUUCAUGAGAAUCGUGCAAAACUGGACUUUUCACACUGUGGCCUCGAGACUAAGACCUUUCGGCUCAUAAGUCUGACGUGAACACAAGGUCUGGGGUUGUGACCCAAGUGAAGACUUCCUGGACCAUUUUGCGCAGAGCCCCCCCAACUGAGAUGAUAAAAAAGGGCAUCCAGGUUGCACAGCAGGGUGCAAAAUCUAGCCCCAGAGCUUCCUUUUAAAUAAGCAUCUGGCUGAACUGCAU